CGAAGACAUUGGAAUAUCCUCAUCAUCUUCAGACCACAGGAGUCUGGACAGAAGCUUCUGGUUCAUCGAAAGACCUCCUCAAAAACCCACAAUGACUCUCCUUCGCCGACUCGAAGUCCCCCAUAACCCAGAGGAGCUUCCUCCUACCUAUCUCAUCAAUCAUGAUGUCAAGCCCAUCGAGCGCGAAAGGCGCAGCUGGACUUGGCUCAUCUUCCUGUCCUUAUGGGGUACCGUCGCAUUCAACAUGAGCAAUUGGCAACUCGGCGCCUCACUCCUUGCCGUUGGAUUAAACUGGUGGCAAAGCUUUCUGGCUACCUUGAUUGGACAUGCUUUUGCAGCUGCCAUCGUCGUGGUUGCCAGCUUCCCAGGUCUAUACUAUAAUAUCGCCUUCCCAGUCUCUAUGAGGAUCGCAUGGGGUUUUAACGGCUCGAUUUUUGUUGUGCUGAACAGAAUCCUUCUCUCUAUCAUCUGGUUCGGUGUUCAAAGCUGGCAAGGUGGACUCAUGACCUAUGUUUGCCUCCGAGCAAUGUGGCCUAGCAUCGACAAUAUUCCGGCAACCUUCCCAACGUCCACAGGCAUGACAUUGCCCCAAUUUGUCGGCUUCAUCGUGUAUUUCGUCAUCCAAUUGCCUUUUCUACUUCUGUCUCCGAAGCAGCUUCGAUGGCUAGUCACCACAAGCACCGCUGUAGGCUUUCUCGUCCAACUGAUCCUCCUCAUCUGGGCCUGUGCCACCAUGGACAAAUUCGGCUCGGUACUUAGCAAUGAUGCUGCACUUGCUGGCGGAAAUCUAGGCUGGAUGUUUAUGUACGGCAUUACAGUCACGAUGUCAAGCAUCACUUCCGGGACUCUGAGCGUUUGUGACUAUGCUCGAUUCGCAUCAACUCCGGCCUCCGGUCAAUGGUCACAAUUUGUGGGCUUCCUGCCUGCUUGGCUUUCAAACGUCUUUGGCAUCAUUACUGUCGCUGGUACUCAGGAUCGGUUUGGCACACAGCUGUGGAGCGUUGUGGAGUUGCUCGUUGCGAUCCAAGAUGCCAAUCCAACACAUGCGACCCGUGCCGCCGUUUGGUUUGCAGCGUUCGCGUUCCUCGUCUGCCAACUUGCACUGAACGUGGUUGGCAACUCCUUCUCCGGUGGCACAGACAUGUCGACGCUGCUGCCAAAAUGGAUCAACAUUCGACGGGGACAAUACCUCACUGCCAUUCUGGGCCUGGUGAUCAACCCAUGGUACCUGGUAUCUGGGGCGAUCAUCUUCAUCUCGGUGAUGUCGGCGUACACCAUCUUCCUACAGCCUUUCCUCGGCAUCAUUAUUGCCUACUACUUCCUCUUGCAAAAGGAGCGGAUCAAGGUGCAGGACCUUUACAGGCUCAAGGGCCAAUCAAUCUAUUGGUACAACUAUGGCGUCAAUUGGCGAGCUGUGGUUGCGUGGCUCGUCGGUGUAAUGCCCCAUAUCCCAGGUUUCUUGAACGUCGUCAGACCUUCUAUCACCGUCAGCAGUGGCGCCAAACACAUCUACUAUCUAUGCUCGAUCACGAGCUUUCUUCUCGCAUUCGCGGUCGCUCUGGCGCUGGGAUACGCUUUUCCCGUCGCUGCACAGAAAGAAUUUAUUGCGUCCGUAACGCGCGAUGAUGCCCGUACGAUGUGUGAGGAGUUUAUCAACAGCCCAGACAUUCUCCGUGCUGAAAACGUUCCGGUUGAAGUCUCGCAUGUCUUUGAUGGGGAGAAGAUGAGUGAGAAGUCGAAAGAUGAAGAGUAGAGUUUGUAUAGGUUGACUUUUGGGGCACGGAGAGAUUAGCUGGUAUGUUAUAUGCUGAGGAGAGGUGGUUGGGAAGCGGCUGAGGAGGAAUACUACAGGGCGUCUCGAACGUAUGCAAUGAGGCUGUGUCGA
Exophiala viscosa is the source of this 1885-nucleotide messenger RNA. RefSeq names its product permease for cytosine/purines, uracil, thiamine, allantoin-domain-containing protein. The coding region runs from base 92 to 1753 and encodes 553 amino acids. Gene Ontology annotation, biological process: nucleobase transport; transmembrane transport. The record is from RefSeq and is a predicted model, not a curated record. The transcript is spliced from 4 exons. Gene Ontology annotation, molecular function: nucleobase transmembrane transporter activity. Gene Ontology annotation, cellular component: plasma membrane. NCBI's taxonomy places the organism in Eukaryota, Fungi, Ascomycota, Eurotiomycetes, Chaetothyriales, Herpotrichiellaceae.